Messenger RNA from Dunckerocampus dactyliophorus (ringed pipefish), 6308 nucleotides. It is a transcript of the gene prmt2ip, whose product is annotated as chromosome 5 C15orf39 homolog. The record is from RefSeq and is a predicted model, not a curated record. NCBI's taxonomy places the organism in Eukaryota, Metazoa, Chordata, Actinopteri, Syngnathiformes, Syngnathidae. Bases 344 to 4243 code for a protein of 1299 amino acids. The transcript is spliced from 3 exons.
CCGCCUGUUGAUCAAAGACCAUCCUCCAUUCUUCCUCCUCCUUCUCCUCCUCCUCUCGUUACUUUCGUCACUUCACAAAAAAGCCAGUGUGGAUAUCUGCAGAGCGCGGCAACGUGUUUUUAGACAGACCCCCACCACAACCACCACUCCUCCCCCUUUUUUACAUUUUUUUUCUCUUCUUCCGCAGGAUUUGGGGGACCCGUGUCGAGGACUUUUCCUAAUUUGGACUUGUGUUACAUGGAGUAUCUUUUUUGCCGAAAGUGCUGCUUGUCGUCACGGUGCAAGGUUUGGAGCCACAACAUUACAACACGAUGAGUAACCAAACCCUCACUGAGGUGUUUUGAUGCCUUUAGUUGAUGGGACCGUGACGUUCUCCGGACUGUCAAAGUCAUCAGAUAUGUCAGGGUUUCUUGAGAAACCCGUCCUGCAGUACGGCGGGCCCUACUUCUCCAACGACCCCCGAGGAAAGGAUGAGGCAGAGUUUACGCCAUCUUGCAUUAACUCAAACUCCUUACUGCUGGAUGCUACAAGUCCUAUUAGUCAACUGUCUGGCACACAAGGACAAAGCCUCAUCAUUCGCAGACAAGACAGCAGUUCUUCAGAUGACGGCCAUUCUUCCUCAAAGAAUCACACGCAGUUCACACUGGGCUUUACGGCGUACUCUAAUAAAAGUAUAGGAAACAGCAGUCCAACAGCAGCGGCAUCAGCGACUGUUAGAAAAACUAAAACACGAGGCGAGAAUGCGUCUCCGCUAUCUGACAGCCCUGUUUACCUGGCUAUUCCUAAAGCUGUGUAUGGACAUAACCCCUGCUGCCAUGACCUGGGUUGCAUGGUGGGACAUAGGUACAGUUUGGAGCAUAGAUCCCAACAAAUGCCAGCACAUGCUGAUUUUAAGCACGCUUGGACGCAAGCUCAAGUUCACCACAGCAAAAGAUCACCCAUCCAGCAGAGGGCAGAAGACACCCCAAGAGGUUUACAAUUGGAUCCCGGUGAUGAACAAAUCCAGAUUGCAGCGAACUCAAGCCGAGGAAGGAUUUUGCCAGCUAGGAUUGAGCCGAACUACAGUGCCUACACCUGUAUGCCUCCCCACUCCAUGUUUGCAUCUUUAAGUGAGCAGAGCCGACAUUUACAGCCAUCUCCCAGAGGCUAUGCAGGCAUCCUCCCCUCCCAUGCAACAUAUGAGCAUAUGACCUCAGAGCUUUAUAAAGAAUGUUCUCCCAUGACCAAAUAUGGCCAUCUAACAAAACAGCCACUGUGUUAUUCUUCGCAGGCCAACGUGGAGGUAGAAAACAGAACACAUCAUGAGGAUACUGAUGUGAUGCAAAGAGAGGACACCACCCCUAUUCGAAAACACACAACCCCAAACCAGAGGGACCAUUAUACAUUCCCUGUGAUGCUUCACGGGGACAUUCCUUUGUUUUUACAUAGCACUGAAACACUACCACAUCACUCCUUUGUUCAAGGCUUUCACUAUCCAUGUUACGCUCUUUCUGGGUUUCAUUUAAGUCCAAACAGUAACCUAAAAACGCAGAAUGCGCCACCUGGGCUGCAUUCAAAUAGCGUUCCCUCCUCAGCCCACUGUUUAGACCACCCAAUGUCCUCUGCAGCCAGCAACAGCAGCCAGCAUGUUGGACCAUCGCACACGCACCAUUCCUUCCUGAGAAUGGACCAAAUCAGUCCAACACGAUUCCCACUCGUGUCACCUUCCCACAUUCAAAUGAGAAGAUUCUUUCCCUCUUUUGCCAGCCGGCAUUUAGAUCAACCUGCACACUUACCUUGUGGUUUAGCAAUAGACAGGGUCCUAGACUAUUCAUCUUGUGAAGGCCCGGUCACAUGCCCAAAACAGCACAGUGACCUCCCAGUUUCCCCAGUGAUGUGGCAUCCUCCGUACCCCAGUCAGAGGCCAGAUUGCGAUCGUGCAGCAUUAGCUAAUAGUUCUAAUCUUUGUACAGUCAUUGCACCAGGAAAUAAACACAGUGAUCCAUCCACCUCUGUUCUUAAAGGUAUCCUGAAGAGAAGCAACCCUGACACACUUCCACUCCUCAAAAUAAAAGAGGAAGCGUUGGAUUUAUAUGAAACAGACUUGUUUAAAAAGCGACAAAAGCUAGAAAUGGAGGACGUACCAAAUAAAUCGGACUCUCCUGAAAUGCCAGUUAUUGACAGUGUGUUUAGCCUGGCACCUUACCAAACAUACAUGCUGGCAUCUGGAGUGCUACCUCCAGACGAGGAACUUCAGAGAACCACGCUGUCGCCUAAAAACUGUGAAAUCAAACGCACAACGUGCAUUAAAGAAAUAAAAUCUCAUCCAGAAGUACCCCCCACUCAUGUCUGUCCAGGUACGCCAGUUGUAGAUGUGUUUGAAGCCACAAAUAUCAAAGUGGAGAAAACGAAUCCACCAGACACAUGUGACUCAAGUGUAGGUUCUCUCAGUCAGGCCUUAAAGGAUCACAUCAAAACAGAACCUGAGGACCCAGCUUUCUCAGAAAUCAGCUCCUUGCUGGUCAUUAAGAAAUGUGAACCUGUGGAACUUGAAACUAAACCAUCAUCUGUACAAGAAACUGAUCCUAAACCUCCAAGCUCACUUAGUCUGAGUUAUGAAAGGACACCACAUGAGGAGCAGGUGGUCAGCAGCACUGAGCCUCAACCUCAAAGUGCACCUCAAUUGCCGGAAGCCGAAUUUGAUAAUAGAACUAUUCCACCUGACUGCCUCAAAAUUUCAUCCCACAAAAUCAGUCUUCAUGAUUUGAAGUUCCCUGGUUCAGCACCACCUCAAGAAACGGUGGAAGUCAGGGCUGAAUUAGCACCAAAAAAACAAAAUGUGCAAGUACCAGUUCGUAAGCACUUCCUAGUGCUGCACCGCUCCCUCUGCAAGGUGGUGUCCAAAUGUGUGUCUGCCACCUCGGAGCAGAAGCUCAGAACCUGGCUGGCUCAGCAGGAGCUGCCAGAACUCUCCACCAAAAUCCAGAAAAUCUCCAGCUUGUUGGGAAUUAAAGCAAGACAUAAAUGGUUCAAUGAGGAGAUCAACUCCGCUCUCCAGGAAGUGCUGGAUAGGUUGAAGGAGUACAUCAUGCAGGGUCGCUGUCCUUUCCCACAUGUCAUGCGGACGGGGGCUGUGUUCCUCCCCAUGCUGGUGGUCAAAGAACUGCUUUUCCCUGUAGUCCCUGGCACCUUCAUCGACCAAGUCCUUCAAGAACACAGAGUGGAACUGCGGCCCACCACGCUCUCUGAGGAGAAGAUCCUCAUCCAGUUGCAUAAACGAAACUGCUCGUCUCGACUCAGAAAGUUGAUGUCACUCAAACAUCUGCCCAGCGUCUACACGGACGUGCUCAACCUUUUCUAUUACUCCAAUGUCUGCAAACACCUAGGAGUAGGCCCAGGAGAACGCUUGGAGGUGUGUGAAGCCCCCAACAGCAGCAGCUCUAAACCAACCUCACCUACAGUCACACCAAGACGGCCGAAAGGCGACAAAGAUAAACGCCGCAAGAGCACCGCUAAAAAGACAAAAAGCAGGGUGAAGAGCAGCUCGCGGCGUAUGUUUCUGGACAAUAGCUGCUCUAACGAUGAAGAUGACACCUCAUCAAAGAGCAAAGAACUGAACAAGAAAAACCACAAUGGGGAGCGUUCGCCCACAAGCUCAGAGAAUGUGUGGACACGCCCUUUAACCUCAGACAACGAAUUAGAGGAUGCUUCUGUUAAAGCCACAUUUCAGCCUGCAUCCCACAAGGGUUCAGGGGUGGUUCUGAAGCUGAGGAGGAUGCUCAGUCACGGGCCGAAGAGGAAAAAGGCUCGCUAUCAAGCUGUCUCGCAGGAGGAGGAGAACACAGAGCUGCCCCUCAAGUUGCAGAGAACAGGAAGUUUGGACACCUUACGCCUUCUCAGCUGCCCCAAGAAAGGAAAGAAAACAUCCCUCUUAAAGAUCAAAUACUGUCCCUACUUGUCCGCCUGUCACAGCACUGAACACCGGAGGCAAUGGGUCCUGCGCUCUGCCGUGCGGCACGCUCAGGGGGCCAUGAAGUUCUCCUACCCAGAACUGGUGGGGAAGAGAAUACGCCACCUGUAUGAGGAGGAUGACGGGGCAGAGGUGUGGUACCGAGGGGAGGUGGUGUGCGUGCAUGAGGCCCACAGCAACCCCCUGAAGACAGUUUUUGAGGUGCGUUAUGACAGCGAGCCUGGGUGGAAGUACUACCUGGAGCUGCAGAUGGACUAUAGGAAAGGAUGGAUCAAGAUAGAAGAGGACACAUAGCCAUCAUGCAGCUGUUGUCAGUAGCCAGCAGCACACCCAGCAUGCACUCAUUAGGUACACCAGUGGUCAAGCUUUUUACAUCAAGUACCACCAUUUUUGCUUCCUCCACUUGCCUUCAUGAUUUACCUUUUGAAGUGUGCAGGUAAAUGGUGUAGUUUAUCUAGCAAAGGACAUUUUAAUUUGAAUUAACUUUCAGUCUGAAUUAAAUGUCGGUACAGCACUUACAUUUUUUUGUAAAGUUAUUUCAUACAUAUUUAAUGUAUAUUCCCAUAUAUAUUUUUACAUCACUGGUACAUACCAGUGGUACUCAUACCACAGUUUGAGUUAUACAAUAAUGAUAAAAAUCUAAGCCCCUGUAUACUCCGCUGCAAACUGCAACCACAAUUUAGAAGAGUGUCUUGGUGUGUACCAAAAAUGCAAAAUGUCUGUUGUGGUUAAAAGUCUGAUCUGACAACAGUUUUACAUCAUAACUUGUUUUAAAUAAAAGAAAUACAUGCAUAACAGCACGGGUAUGUAUGUAAGCAAGUAGAGGCUGUGGAUGUUUUGUUGGCUUUUUAGCCAUGUAGGGGAAGAUGUGGUAAUGUGAGACACUUUUUUUACGUUUACAUUUCCUCCUCCCCAGGUAAGCUAAAAUGAUAUAACAAUACAAUUUGCACAUGUAUUAAGUUCAGUGUGUUUUCUAGAAACGUAACUCAUCAGAAUGUGUUUAGGAUAAAGGGUAGUGGAAAUAUGAUUGUUUAAAAAAAAAAAAAAGACCUGGUGAAGUGAGAUGGACCAGAAAAAUAUUUUUUUUUCCCCCUUAAAAACUACCAUAACCACACAUGUAGCAGUAAGACUCCUGACGGCUAACUUGACAGCUAAACAUUCUAGAACUAAUGUCAACCUAGCAACAGAUGGGAUUGGUCAAUAAAGCACAUUUUUUUUCUCAGCACUUGAAAUCAUGGAAACUAAAUCAGAAUCAUCUUUUAACGUUUAGAAAUUGUAAUGUUGGAAAAUUGCCAAUGUGUUGGCUACAAUAGAAGGGCAGUGAACAUUCAAAUGACAAAGUUAGAUUAGAACAGUCUUGGGCUCAGAACACAUGACCCAGCUUGGGUAGAAUACAGGGCCCUCACAGCCAGCUAGAACAGUCUGACUGGCAAUAUUACCGUAGUUAACCCAGUCACGUGAUCUCUUGCAUACCGUAGCCUACCUGCACAUUGUUUCGUUGUCCAACUGUCAGGGACGGAUGUCUGCAUAUUCACGUGCCAGUUGGCGACACGAGUGGAUUUAUACCAUGAAACUGGUCAGCUAGUUGUUUCAGUGUAUCAAUAUUGAUGUCCCUUGAGGACUUCUUUCCUGCCUUCACCUUAACGGCUGCCUUCUCCAUCUCCUCAAGGGAUGCUUUGCCCCAGGGUGUCUUUGUUGUAUUUUCUUGACAUGAUGGCUUCUGUACAAUGGUCAUAACAGAGAAAAAUCAACAAAUGUCGAGUAACAUUACCUUAAAAUUAAUAAGUUCUGUGAGACACACCUCACUUCACCAAACAGCCCCCCUUUCUAGCAUUUCAGGCUAAUCUUCAAAUAGCAUUAAACAGUUUUCUACAAUGGUCAUAUUACCCGAUGUCUCCUCUACCCUCUCUGCACUUAAAAAAAAACAAGCCUUUUAAAAUCUUCAUUAACUUCAAAUAUGGAACGUGAUUAAUAGGUGAAGUUUAUAGUAAGUAAUAAUGAUUGAAACAUGUACAUUUUGCAUGGUCAAAUAUAUCUUGUUUCACUCGGACUUUGGGAUCCUUACGGGUGAGUUGAACUUGAGCUUCACUUUUGUCCACUUGCAAUCGCUAUGAUUUAAGCGUAUUAGAUGAAUGAAUUGAAUGGGAACGUUUAACAUGAUAAAGCAGUAUCCAAAGUACAAAAAUACAACCAGUGAUAAAGCCCCACUUUUAUCCUGACAGGUUUUUACAGUGGGGGGCAUUGUGGACCCCAUGACAAUUGGCGUAGCCCACUUUGGGAACCUAUGGUUUAUGUGAUAGCUCUGUGUGCUCGACAUGUGCCUAAGAUCAUUGUUUUAUAAAAAGGCAUUUGUGUCAUU